Messenger RNA from Rotaria sordida, 390 nucleotides. Lineage: Eukaryota; Metazoa; Rotifera; Eurotatoria; Philodinida; Philodinidae. The record is from the annotation of a GenBank genome assembly.
AUGAAUCAACUUCAAGUUUUACUACAUACAGCAUUGAUUGAUUCAGGUCAUAUUGAAAAAUGUGGUUUACUUAUACGUGAUACUAGUCAAAUAAAGACAACAUCUGUUGGUUAUAAACUUGAACAAUCAGAUGUUGAUACACUUGUAAAUGCAUUCAAUCAACCAACACUUUUACGUAAAAAAGGUCUUUAUUUUAAUGAAGUCUAUUAUACAUGUAUUCGAGCUGAUAACGAAGCUAUCUAUGCUAAAGAAAACAAUAGAGGAUUGAUUUUAAUUAAAACAAAAGUUUAUAUUCUUUUUGGUACAUUUAAUGAUCGAAUGAAUCCAGCAAUUGCCAUUGAAGCUAUAGAGAAAUUAGGUGAUUAUUUCAAAGCGAAAGAACAACAGUAA